AUUUCCCACACCAUUUCCAAAAUCCAUGGCAACGCAAGUGUGGCUGCCGCCGAUCGUGCGUCAGAUCGUCCAAUGCGUCUACGACGCCGACGACGUUGCGGCCUUCCUCUGCGCGCUGCCGACGUCCGCCAUUGACGACGCCUUGGAUGCGCUCCGAACGCUCCUCGCGCCAGGCCACAUGUACCAUCUCUGGCCCUUCCCCAACACGCAGGCCAUGCCCGGGGUGGAUGUCUCGAUGCUUGCUCGGGCGCUGCCGGCGAUGCGAACGCUGUGCGUCGAUGAGAGCUGGCUCCGCGCGAACCGCAGCCGCGUGGGCCGUGCGCCGUCGACCACGAUUCACGCUUACGUCCACGACGUCCCACGCCUACGUGCCAACUAUGGCGACUGGGUCGAGUCGAUCACGCUCAUGGCCAUCAACGUACCCUUCAUGAUGCGGCUCGAUCCUCGAGCACUCGCCCACUGCGCCCAGCUCCGCGCGCUCUACAUCCACUGGCAGUUUGGUAGCGUCGACCAAGGCCAGCUCGACGACGUCCUUGGCGUCAUUCGCGCGUCGUGCCCGCGGCUGCGCCGCCUUCGGCUCUCAGUCGACCGACUCUCGCUGCUCGACAACGCCUCUAGUUUGGUGGCGUGGCUCGCGCGACCAAACACGCGCGAAUUAAAGAUCAUUGGCAUCGACUUUGCCCCUGCGGCAGCCAAGAAGGUAGCCCACACGAUGCUGGCAUCGACGACCUUGACGAUGCUCAAGCUCCUCCUCGUGCCCAACGUCACGCGGUUCCUCUUGGACUUAUCGCUGCCGCCAGUGCCGCCGCAGCUGCGCCGCCUCGCACUCCGUCGGGAGAAGCUCCCGGCCGAGGCGUUCGCUGCCAAGAUUGCAGGCUCGCGUCUCGUGGGCUUCGCCUUGGCCAUGGUCGAGCCUGUCGACGUGACGCAGAUCGUGCGCGUGCUGGCGUCGAUUCCAACGCUGCGCAAGAUCAAGCUCGAGAACGCACGCUUGACGGCGCUGCCCCCCAUGCCCCAGCUGCAGGCGCUCGUGCUACCGAGCGUUACCGUGACCAACGAUGUUGUGGAGGGUAUCGUGCUGCUGCUCACGUCGUCGCAGCAGCUUGGGCGCCUCAACAUUAGCGAGACACCGCUCUCGGACGCCCAAAUGAGUGGAAUCCUCCUCGCGCUCUCGGGGUGGCUGAGCCGCCGACGCGACACGAGUUAUGUGGCCCUGCGCAUCUCCAAGGCCAGCAGCACGCAGCUCACUGCAGCGCUGCGCCAAACGCGCAACACGAACGAGAUCCAGCUCCAAGUCCGUGACAUGGGGCUCGGGCUCGCGGGCCGCAAGCGCAUCGUGACAGUGCUCCGCGCCACGUCCAAGGUUUCGCUCCAGUUCAAGUACGACGCCGAUUGGGCGGACGACGACCAGCAACGUCUCGAAGACCACGGUCGACGCCACCGCAUCGAGUUUGAACAGGACUGGGCGUUCUCGCCUUCGGGCAAUUAACCACCAAUUCAUUUUGUCUUUUUGGCUCGUA
This is a messenger RNA of Saprolegnia diclina VS20, 1520 nucleotides long. RefSeq lists its product as hypothetical. The record is from RefSeq and is a predicted model, not a curated record. The transcript has a single exon. NCBI's taxonomy places the organism in Eukaryota, Oomycota, Saprolegniomycetes, Saprolegniales, Saprolegniaceae. The coding region runs from base 26 to 1489 and encodes 487 amino acids.